GGGGGAGGGCAGAGCCUCUCGGUGAGAGGGGAAACUGAGGCCAGAGGGUGUGGGGGGGUCCCACAGGUGCCCCCAGAGCCAUGAGGACCCUCGUGCUGCUGUGGGUGGCCCUGGCCGGAGCGGGGGCCCAGCUGCUGUGUCCCGAGGGGGGACCGUGCCCCGUCACCCCGGCCCUGCCUGCCCGCAGCGCAGUGGGAUGCCAGGAUGGUUCAUCCUGCCCUGCCAGCACCAGCUGCUCCCUGCCCGAGAGCGUCCCCUGUGCCGGGGGUCAGCUCUGCUGUCCCCAAGGGUCCCACUGCGGCGCUGACGGGGAGUCCUGCGUCCCAAACCCAGCCCCCCGUGCUGUGCCCUGUCCCGAUGGAACAUCCGAGUGUCCCGAUGACGCCACGUGCUGUGUGACGGCCGACGGCGCCUGGGGGUGCUGCCCCAUGCCCCAGGCCUCGUGCUGUGCCGACAAGGUGCACUGCUGUCCCCACGCCACCACCUGCGACCUGGCCCGCGGGCGCUGCCUGUCCCCCGGCGGUGACAGGGACGUCCCCCUGAGCAGGGCCUUCCCCGCCUGGAAGCGCCAGCUCCCCGCCCCAGUGGAGCUGCGCCAGGUGCUGUGUCCCGGCGGCCGCUCGGCGUGUCCCGACGGAGCCACCUGCUGCCAGCUGUCCCCAACCGAGUAUGGCUGCUGUCCCCUGCAGAACGCCGUGUGCUGCAGUGACAGGCAGCACUGCUGUCCCCAGGGCACCACCUGUGACCUGACCCGCUCCACCUGCACCUCCCUGGGGGGCUCCACAGCCCUGGCAGCGCUGCCCAGAGCUGGUGAGAUCAAGUGUGACGAGGAGACGAGCUGCCCCGACGGCAACACCUGCUGCAGGCUCAGCUCGGGGGCCUGGGGGUGCUGCCCCCUCGAGCAGGCCGUCUGCUGCCCCGACCACGUGCACUGCUGCCCCCAGGGCUACACCUGUGACCCCGAGGGGGGCAGCUGCCUGCAGGAGGGGGUCCCCAGCCUGCCCUGGGUGAGGAAGACCCCGGCACUGCCCCGAGGGGGACAGGUGACAUCAGGGAACGUCAAGUGUGACGAGGAGACGAGCUGCCCCGACGGGAACACGUGCUGCCGUGCCAGCCUGGGCACCUGGGGGUGCUGCCCCCUCGAGCAGGCCGUCUGCUGCUCUGACCAUGUGCACUGCUGCCCCCAGGGCUACACCUGUGACCCCGAGGGGGGCAGCUGCCUGCAGGGGGGGGUCCCCAGCCUGCCCUGGGUGAGGAAGACCCUGGCACUGCCCCGAGGGGGACAGGUGACAUCAGGGAAUGUCACAUGUGACGAGGAGACGAGCUGCCCCGACGGGAGCACGUGCUGCCGGCUCAGCCUGGGCACCUGGGGGUGCUGCCCCCUCGAGCAGGCCGUCUGCUGUGGGGACCACAAGCACUGCUGCCCCCGGGGCUACACCUGCAACGUGGCCACCGAGAGCUGUGAGAAACUGCUGCUGGCGCCCACCCCGCUGCUUCCAGCGCCUGCAGACCCCCGUGGGGCGCCCUCCCCCCUGCGCUGGGCACCCCCCGUGCCCCCCGCCCCGCUGCGAGCCACCGGUGCCCACCCAGGUGCCCCCGUGCCCUGCAGUGCCACCAGCUCCUGCCGCGGGGGGCAGCGGUGCUGCCGGGCCCGGGGGGGCUCCUGGGGGUGCUGCCCCUUCGCCCAGGGUUCCUGCUGCUCCGACGGCCGCCACUGCUGCCCCGCGGGGUCCCGCUGCACGGGGGGGGGCUGGGGGUGCAGCCCCCAGCGCUGGGACCUGCCCUCCCCCCCAUCCAGGGAGCUGCUCUGAUGCCCCCCCCUCCCACCCUGAGUGCCGCCACCCCAAUAAACGGUUUGUAGGAGGA
This is a messenger RNA of Empidonax traillii (willow flycatcher), 1866 nucleotides long. It is a transcript of the gene GRN, whose product is annotated as granulin precursor. The coding region runs from base 81 to 1811 and encodes 576 amino acids. Gene Ontology annotation, cellular component: extracellular region. The transcript is spliced from 13 exons. NCBI's taxonomy places the organism in Eukaryota, Metazoa, Chordata, Aves, Passeriformes, Tyrannidae. The record is from RefSeq and is a predicted model, not a curated record.